Messenger RNA from Triticum turgidum subsp. durum (durum wheat), 2847 nucleotides. The record is from the annotation of a GenBank genome assembly. Lineage: Eukaryota; Viridiplantae; Streptophyta; Magnoliopsida; Poales; Poaceae.
AUGGAGUCCCGCAUGGACCAGUACGAGAUCAUGGAGCAGAUUGGGCGCGGCGCCUUCGGCGCCGCCAUCCUUGUGAAUCACAAGAUCGAGAAGAAGAAGUAUGUGCUGAAGAAAAUCCGUCUCGCGAGGCAGACGGAGCGCUGCCGCAAGUCUGCUCAUCAAGAGAUGGCUCUCAUCGCUCGACUACAACAUCCUUACAUUGUAGAGUUCAAAGAGGCCUGGGUUGAGAAGGGGUUGCUAUGUCUGCAUCAUCACGGGCUACUGCGAAGGGGGGGAUGUGAUGAGCUGAUGAAGAAAUUAAAUGGUACUUACUUUCCUGAGGAGAAAUUGCUGAAAUGGUUCGCACAGUUGGUAUUGGCUGUUGACUACUUGCAUUCGAACUAUGUCUUGCAUCGUGAUCUGAAGUGCUCCAACAUAUUUCUCACCAAAGAUCAUGAUAUACGCCUUGGAGAUUUUGGCCUAGCCAAGACUCUGAAGGAAGAUGAUUUAACUUCUUCAGUCGUCGGAACACCGAAUUACAUGUGCCCGGAGCUGCUUACAGACAUUCCCUAUGGAUUCAAGUCGGACAUUUGGUCGCUUGGAUGCUGUAUGUAUGAGAUGGCGGCCCAUCGACCUGCUUUCAAGGCUUUUGAUAUGGCUGGAUUGAUAAGUAAGAUAAAUAGGUCCGCGAUGGGUCCCUUGCCUACCUGCUACUCCUCUUCUAUGAAAUCUCUUAUCAAAAUUAUGUUGCGGAAGAAUCCUGAGCAUCGACCUACUGCAUCGGAGAUUCUGAAGAACCCAUAUCUGCAGCCUUAUGUUGAUCAAUGUCGUGCUCUUUAUGAUGCUUCAAAUACCAUGCGGACACCACCGAAAUCAUUGUCCACUUCACGGAGCAGUCAGAGAAGCAUGUCUGAAAGCCAAAGCAGCAGCAUGUCUAGUAGUGAUAUAGACAGCACACUAUCAAGUGACAGAAGCACAUCAGGUGGAGCUGCAAGUACUGAUACCAAGGUCAUUGAUACUCGAAGCGUUCAUGAUGUGGAUCGAGAUAACUCAGAUGAGAAGUGUGCAACGCCAGAAGAUCUCAGAGGCAACAAAGACCUGAAAAGACAAGAUUCAUCUAAAUCCAUAGAUCAGCAUCACAGGGGUGAGAGUAAGCAACCGAAAAUCAUUGAGAAGAUAAUGACAACCUUAAGAGAGGAGAGCAGGCUUAGAGAAAGCAAUACUCCUGCAAGAACUAGAGGCGUAAAGCCGAGUUCUGCAGCCAGUAAUAAGAAUGAAGCAGAGCAACCAUCAGAUACUUCAAGGUUUAACAACAAUAAUGCUUCAUGCAGAUCAAGGUCUGGUGAUGAUUCAUCUCAUGGAUUGGUCAGUACCAACGAUGGAUGCGUGAACUCAGUGCAAGCUUCACCACCCUCGAAGCAACUGUUACCUAUUGUUGAACACCGUUCAAAUAUCAGAACCUCUCGGUCAUCAACUCCUGAACCUGCCAAACAGGUCAUUGAAAAUGGUUCGGCAGUUUCAGCGAAGUCAAAAAUGAAGACCCCGAGUAGUGCUACUAGACGGGCUAGCCCUCAGCGACGAGUGGGUGUAGGGACAACUGGCCUCCCAGCCACUGUGCAAAAAGGAGCUCAAACUAAGGUCAUGGUGGAGGGUGAGAAAAGUCCAUGCCAACGUGUCCAUUCUCCAGAUAAUACCCCUGGUGAUCUUCCACUUACUGUAAGGCCAUCCAAAAUUCCUUCAGAAGGUCUGAACAUCAUGCCAAACAACUCACAUGCAAAAUCUGCUCCCCGAGAAUUGUUUACUGUCGCAACUAAGGAAGACAUCAGCCCUUGCUCAAGUUCAACAGUUGGUUGUGUUGAAAAGAUCGACCAGUCUGAGAUAUCUGAACCUAACCCACCAGCCUGCUUGAUUUCAUCGCACACAAGCUCGGUGCCUGAUGCUGCUGCUGUGCCAGAAGACAAUGGCCUUACAGCCAUACCACGUUCAGAAAUUAACACAGAAAAAUCGCAGAGGAGUGCGGUUAGUAAUGAUUCAAGCCUGAGCUCUGCUUUGGGUCCAUCCGUUCCGAGCUUUGAACAGGAGUUUGUUUGCAAGGAUGAUGUGCAAUCCAGUAAGCAUGGGCAGAAUAUGGCCACAUUCCAAAGUGGUGAGGAUAAAUUUACUGUCCAAGAGCUUCUCUCAUCGAUGCUACCAUACGAUUCUUCGGUCUCAACAGCAGAAGAUACGAUGUUGGAUAAGGGACCCAAUUCUGUUCAGUCAAUGAAGAAACAAACAUCAAUGAAGAAAGAAACAGGUCCUCAUUUAAACCCACUGGUUGAUGAUGCCAUGCGGCAAAUCAAUUUCAAUGUCAGCAAUGAGCAGCCAAUAUCAGAAAAUGUUCAAGGGGAGACUCAGAACAUGGAUGUCAGCAAACUUCUGAAUGUGGUAAGAGAAGAUCUGGAAGUAAGAAGCAGCUCAUGCUCAUUAAACUCACUGCCUUCUACACCUCUUCCCUCAGUUGCUUCCGAACAGCAUGCUUUGGGAAGCAAUGCUGCCUGCAAGAUACCAGCCGGCUCAGACACAGCAAGAUUAUCUAGUGCCAUCGUCGAUGUGAGAUCUUACAUCUCUGAGGCCAACAUUGUUGUCAAGGAGGAGACAUCCCCUGCCAAGGAAAUGCUCGACGUCACGUCAUUUAGGCAGCGGGCCGAGGCUCUUGAGGGGCUCCUUGAGCUCUCCGCGGACCUACUGGAAGACAACAGGUUGGAGGAACUUGCUAUUGUUCUGAAGCCAUUUGGGAAGAUGAAGGUCUCUCCAAGAGAAACGGCAAUCUGGCUGGCUAGAAGCUUUAAAGGGAUGAUGAAUGACGAAGCGAGUCGCACGUCAAUGUGA